CGUUUGUUCAUUGUCUGCUGAUAGAGUCUUAUCAUGCAUUCUGUGGUCCAGCGGCCAACCUUUGACCAAGAGAGAGGGCUUCUUUCAGCGUAAAAUGAUAUGUCUAGUUAUCAACCAGUGAAGCUUAAAGAAAACCGCCUUUUUUCUUUCUUUGUGACUAAGUUAUUGGGAAGAGCCUGUUUUAAAGUGUUGCAACUAUGGGCCGAGCCUGGGCCCUGUUGAAGGCUCACCCGUACGUCAGCAACAUGGUGGGAUACACAGCACUGUUUGCCUCUGCUGAUAUCCUCCAGCAGAGCGUGCUGGGGGGCGCUGGGCCUAGCACCGCAGCCUCUGAAUCAGGGGAUUCACCACAGGCAGACAGAAGUACAGCUGGUAUUGACUGGUCCCAGACAGCCAAAGUGGCACUUGUCGGGUUCUGUUUCCAUGCCAACUUUAAUUACCAUUGGCUGAGGGGUCUUGAAAGACUGCUGCCAGGGGGCGGGCUCCGAAAGAUAACACUGAAAGUGGGGUUGGAUCAGCUUGUUGCAGCCCCUGCAACCAUCAGUGCCUUUUUCAUAGGCCUCAGCCUACUAGAAAGAAAAGAGGACCCCCUAGAAGACUGGAGGGGCAAAUUCUGGACUUCAUACAAGACUGGAGUGGUUUACUGGUCUACAAUGCAGGCAUUGAACUUUGCCCUGGUCCCUCCGGUGGCACGGACAGUGUUUGUUGGAGGCAUCUCCUUAGUGUGGACUGUUUACUUGUGUCACCUCAGACAGCAGCAGACAAGUACAUCUCACUGAAUUGUAUUAUACUUGGACAAAGAGCUUGUGAUUUCAAUAAAAUAAAACCAUGACAAUUUUAAAUAAAGUAAUAA
Gadus chalcogrammus (walleye pollock) is the source of this 853-nucleotide messenger RNA. RefSeq lists its product as uncharacterized. The transcript has 6 exons. Gene Ontology annotation, cellular component: membrane; cytoplasm. Bases 198 to 779 code for a protein of 193 amino acids. Lineage: Eukaryota; Metazoa; Chordata; Actinopteri; Gadiformes; Gadidae. The record is from RefSeq and is a predicted model, not a curated record.